Molecule: messenger RNA, 2810 nt
Organism: Jaculus jaculus (lesser Egyptian jerboa)
Lineage: Eukaryota; Metazoa; Chordata; Mammalia; Rodentia; Dipodidae
Gene: Hlcs
Product: holocarboxylase synthetase
Exons: 12
Coding region: 485-2725 (746 amino acids)
Biological process (GO): protein modification process
Cellular component (GO): cytoplasm
Molecular function (GO): biotin--[biotin carboxyl-carrier protein] ligase activity
Source: RefSeq, a predicted model, not a curated record
CGGGGGCAUACAAGCCAUCACUCACAAACUGGGCAGGGGACCUCAGAAGCAGGCCCUACGUAGCUUUGGGGGGUCAGGCUGGGUCUCCGCGGUGGAGGUGGCAUGUGACCUUUGAGGCCAGCCCUAAAGGCCAGGCGCUUUCCAUUGCCGGUCACCGGCUCGAGGGCUGGGAACAGUGCCGGGGCCACAGAGGGGCCAGGAUCUCCGGCGAGGGACAGUGACUGCCUGAUCCGUGCAGUCCAUUGAUGACUUGAACAAAUGGGCCCUAUUUCUUGUCUCUCCCUUUAUCCUUGAGGCCGAGCACAUAGCAUUUGUGACGGAGAGCAUUUGGGCACAAGGUGACAGUUUACAGAGGCCAUCUUCUUCAGAAACAGUGGUAAGGUGGUCCGACUGUUGUUUGCCAUUAGCUUGCUGUCCUGGGGAUCCCUACCAGCUAAUUGCCAAGGCAAGCGUGGACGACUUCAGCAAGCUGGGGGUGGCGUUCAUGGAAGAUAGACUCCAGAUGGAUGAUGGAUUGGUACCCCAAAAGAUUGUUUCAGUCCACUUAAAGGACUCCACUUGGAAGGAGCUCGAGGACCAGGCCUCCCACAAACACGUCCCAGCCCCGCAGCCGGGCCUCAGACCUUUCCUCGAGACCGAGACUGUGCAGGAGGUCACGGAGCCCGCUUUCAGAGGUGACCCGACGGCUCUUGGCGAGGACUCUCACCAGAGGCGAGGCAGUGCCUCUGGGAGUGAGCCUGCUGCGGAUGGCGAGCAGGGAGGGGCCCCUGGAGAGCAUUGCCACCUCCACCUGUUCAGUUGCCACGAGUGUCUGCAGCUUGAAAACAGCACCAUUGAGUCAGUGAAGUUUGCAUCUGCAGAGAACAUUCCAGACCUACCCUAUGAUCAGAGCAGCAGUUUGGAGGGUGUUGCGGACGAGAGAGAAGGGGCAGAGAACAUUCCAGAUCUUCCCUAUGAUCAGAGCAGCAGUUUGGAGGGCGUUGCGGACGAGAGAGAAGGGAGAAGAGUGAAUGUGGCAGGAAAGGCACCCAACAUCUUGCUGUACGUGGGCUCCGGUUCCCAGGAGGCCCUGGGCCGGCUCCAGCAGGUGCAGUCUGUUCUGGCUGACUGCGUGGACACGGACAGCUACCUCCUCUACCACCUGCUGGAGGACAGCGCUCUCAGGGACCCGUGGCCAGACAACUGUCUACUGUUGGUCAUUGCCACUGGCGAGCCCAUCCUGGAAGACCUGUCCCAGAAGUUCAUGGCCUAUCUUUCUCAGGGAGGGAAGGUGCUGAGCCUGUCUUCCCCCUUCACGGUGGAUGGCUUUCAGGUGACGAGCAAGGCUGAGCUGCAGGAGACCGUCCAGAGCUUGGUUUUCUCCAAGGCUGACGGGAGCGAGGUGAGGCUCAGCGUGCUGAGCAGCGGCUGCGUGUAUGAGGGCUCCAGUGGACAGCCUGGCCCUGGCAGGCUCCAGGGCCACCUUGAGAACGAGGACAAGGACAAGAUGAUCGUGCAAGUGCCUUACGGAACCCGUGGAGGAGAAGCCAUUCUCUGCCAGGUACACUUGGAGCUCCCUCCCAGCUCCUCCACAGUGCAGACUCAAGAAGACUUUAAUUUGCUCAAAUCAAGCAAUAUGAGAAGAUACGAAGUCCUCAAGGAGAUCCUGACUACCCUUGGCUUAAGCUGUGACUCACGACAACUUCCUGCCUUAACCCCUCUCCAUUUAUUGUCAGCCGCCGAGGGAAUCCAGGAUCCGCUUAUGCAGUGGCUCAGGAAACAUGUGGAUACAGAAGGAGUCAUAAAAUCCAGCAAACUCUCCCUUAAGUUUGUUUCAUCUUACACACCUGAAGUAGAGAUCACCCCGUCUUCCCUUCCUGUGGUGACCGACCCAGAGGCCUUCUCAUCAGAACACUUUAACCUAGAGAUCUACCGGCAAAACCUGCAGACCAGGCAGCUGGGGAAAGUCAUUCUGUUUGCAGAAGUGACCACCACAACCAUGAGUCUUCUGGACGGGUUGAUGUUUGAGAUGCCGCAGGAAAUGGGUUUAAUCGCCAUCGCGGUCCGGCAGACCCAGGGCAAAGGGCGGGGACCGAACGCAUGGCUGAGCCCCGAGGGAUGUGCCCUCUUCACGCUGCUGGUCUCCAUCCCCCUGAGGUCACAGCUGGGACAGAGGAUUCCGUUUGUCCAGCAUCUCAUGUCUCUGGCUGUCGUGGAGGCAGUGCGGUCCCUUCCUGGGUAUGAGGAUAUCAACUUACGAGUGAAGUGGCCCAACGAUGUUUAUUACAGUGACCUCAUGAAGAUUGGUGGAAUUCUGGUGAACUCUACACUUAUGGGAGAAACAUUUUAUAUACUUAUUGGCUGUGGAUUUAAUGUGACAAACAGUAACCCCACCAUCUGCAUCAGUGACCUCAUCACAGAGCACAAUAAACAGCACAGGACGAGACUGGAGUUCUUAAGAGCGGAUUACCUCAUAGCCAGGGCCACGACAGUGCUGGAGAGACUGAUCGACACGUUUCAGGACCAAGGGCCCGACGGCGUCCUUCCCCUGUACUACAAAUACUGGGUGCACAGCGGUCAGCAAGUCCGCCUGGGCAGUGCCGACGGGCUGGAGGUGUCCAUCGUGGGCCUUGAUGAUUCCGGGUUCCUGCAGGUUCAUCAGAAGGAUGGCAAGGUUGUGACUGUGCAUCCGGAUGGCAACUCCUUCGACAUGCUGAGAAACCUCAUCCUGCCCAAGCGCCAGUAGCCCAGGAAGCCAGAUAGCAACGGAGCUGCUGUGUAGCAGGCCGCGGCCGGGAGGCCCCCCCAUGCACGGCCCUCCCUCCCUCCCU